Messenger RNA from Vigna angularis (adzuki bean), 922 nucleotides. Its product is annotated as germin-like protein 5-1. Bases 122 to 775 code for a protein of 217 amino acids. Gene Ontology annotation, cellular component: cell wall; plasmodesma. Gene Ontology annotation, molecular function: manganese ion binding. NCBI's taxonomy places the organism in Eukaryota, Viridiplantae, Streptophyta, Magnoliopsida, Fabales, Fabaceae. The record is from RefSeq and is a predicted model, not a curated record. The transcript has 2 exons. Gene Ontology annotation, biological process: regulation of root development; plasmodesmata-mediated intercellular transport.
CUGUGAUGCUAUAAAUAUUAGUGUUCAUCAUCCCAACACUUUCCAACUACCAACUACUUUGCCUUCUUCUUUUUCCAUUUCCAUUUCCAUUUUCUUAACUUAUUCCCUUCAAAAUUAUAUUAUGGCUAACCACACUAUGAAGCUGCUCAACUUGCUUCUUCUCUUAGCCACCACCGUCUCAUCAGAUCCUGACCUUCUUCAAGACCUCUGUGUCGCUGACCUCUCCUCAGGUGUGAAAGUGAAUGGAUUCAGCUGCAAAGAAGCAUCUAAGAUAAAUGCCUCAGAUUUCUUCUCGAACAUACUAGGAAAAGCAGGAUCCACCAACAACACCUUUGGGUCAAUAGUGACUGGAGCGAAUGUUGAGAAAGUCCCAGGACUGAACACACUUGGUGUGUCUCUGUCAAGAAUUGACUAUGCCCCAGAUGGCAUAAACCCUCCUCACACUCACCCUCGUGCCACUGAGAUUGUCUUUGUGCUUGAAGGCCAACUAGAUGUAGGCUUCAUAACCACUUCCAAUCUCCUCAUAUCAAAGACCAUUAGCAAGGGUGACAUAUUUGUCUUUCCAAAAGGCUUGCUUCACUUCCAACAGAACAAUGCCAACGUCCCUGCUGCUGUCAUUUCAGCCUUCAACAGCCAACUUCCAGGGACACAGUCAAUUGCUACAACCUUGUUUUCUGCCACACCUUCACUUCCCGACCAUGUCUUGACCAAGACCUUCCAGGUUGGUACCAAAGUCGUUCAGAAAAUCAAGUCCAGGCUUGCACCUAAGAAGUAAAAACUGCUACAUUGGUUCGGCUAUCUUGUGUCUUCUCAACAAUAAAUACUCCUUAUUCAUUCUUUCUGAAAAUUUCAAAACCAUUAUCAUAUAAUGUGAAGAUAAAUUAAAACUGCUUAUUCUAUAAAGAUUGAUCCAGAUAGCUAA